AGUGGGUCGCACAGUUUGUAGCUCAUUGCACAACCCAGGGGCUCCCUGCUUCUCUCCAUCCCGAACCCACAAGCUCUCUGGGUGUCCCCCUCACAUCCCCCUCUAUUCUAGAGAGUCCCAGCAACUCUCCCCAAUCUCCCACCAUUGCAGGGGUUCUGUGUGCUCCCUAUUUCCCUGUCCUCCCAGACCAGGGUCCCCCAAUUCCUCCCCUAUCACACAUACUUCAGGGUGCAAAGCUCAGAUCUUUGAAGGAGAAGGGGGCAUUGGAUCCAGCUACAAGCAGUGCCCGAAAAGCAGUUCCACCCGAAAAUGGUUCCAUCUUUACUCCCCGAACCCUUGAUCUUCACUAGAAUAACUUUUAAUUUGUUUUUAAUUAAAAUGUGCAGUAUGAACGAAAUAAUUUGCUUUCUGGAUUUUUAUUUUAUUUGGUACAAGAUUUCUAGGUAACAUAUUUGGCAGGUGUUCCCCAUAUUGCAAUAGCACUUUGGAAGCAUUUGCAGAGACUGACAUCUGAAGAAGGAAAACCACGUUGCACAGCGUGCCGAAGACAGACCCUGAAUCGAUACGCGCACAUAGAGGAGAGAUUUAUUUAUUUAAUUUAUAUAUUUAUUGGAAAUUUAUUUAAAUUAUUUAUUUGGAAGAUUGUUGAUCGUGUGACUAAUUCCCUGGAGAGAGGAAUCAGCUUUGAAAUUUCCUUCGAAGGUUUUUGGUUUUUUUUAAUGAUGAUCAUGUGAACCAGAGAACAAAAUUUUAGAAGCAGAGCAAUUUUAUUUUGGAAAUCUAUCUAUCUAUCUAUCUACCUAUCUAUCUAUCCCCAGACAUCCCCUCUAUCUAUCUAUCUAUCUAUCUAUCUAUCUAUCUAUCUAUCUAUCUAUCUAUCUAUCCCCAGACAUCCCCUCUAUCUAUCUAUCUAUCUAUCUAUCUAUCUAUCUAUCUAUCUAUCUCCAGACACCCCCUCUAUCUAUCUAUCCAUCUAUCCUGAUACACACCCAUCCGUCUAUCUAUCCAUCCAUCCUUUGAAAAGAUGAUGCUCAAUUCAGACCAGACGGAAAUCGACGUGCCCCCGUCUCACUCAGAGACAGAGUCAGUCUUUAGCGACUGUGGUGGGGGCGGUGGCCGUGGGGCCGGAGUGGAGGAGGCCGGCGGCAUCGGCUUGUGUGCCCAGUCCCGGCUAGCUGAGCCGGGCGAGGCUCUGAAAAAGGACCUGCAGCACCUGAGCCGAGAGGAGCGGCGGCGGCGGCGGCGUGCCACGGCUAAGUACCGGACGGCCCAUGCCACGCGGGAGCGCAUCCGCGUCGAGGCUUUCAACAUGGCCUUCGCUGAGCUGCGCAAGCUGCUGCCCACCCUGCCCCCUGACAAGAAGCUCUCCAAGAUCGAGAUCCUCAGGCUGGCCAUCUGCUACAUCUCCUACCUGAACCACGUGCUGGACGUCUGAGCCACCGAGCCCACAUCCGUCUGUCCGUCUGUCUGCUACAUCUCUGACCUGAACCACGUGCUGGACAUCUGAGCCACCGAGCCCCUGUCUGUCUCUCCGUCUGUCUGCUACAUCUCUGACCUGAACCACGUGCUGGACAUCUGAGCCACCGAGCCCACAUCCGUCUGUCCAUCUGUCUAAUACAUCUCUGACCUGAACCACCGUGCUGGACGUCUGAGCCACCAAGCCCACAUCCGUCUGUCCAUCUGUCUAAUACAUCUCUGACCUGAACCACGUGCUGGACGUCUGAGCCACCGAACCCACAUCCGUCUGUCCGUCUGUCUGCUACAUCUCUGACCUGAA
Messenger RNA from Dermochelys coriacea (leatherback sea turtle), 1777 nucleotides. It is a transcript of the gene NHLH1, whose product is annotated as nescient helix-loop-helix 1. The transcript is spliced from 2 exons. Gene Ontology annotation, molecular function: DNA-binding transcription factor activity, RNA polymerase II-specific; RNA polymerase II cis-regulatory region sequence-specific DNA binding; protein dimerization activity. The record is from RefSeq and is a predicted model, not a curated record. Bases 1025 to 1435 code for a protein of 136 amino acids. Gene Ontology annotation, biological process: regulation of transcription by RNA polymerase II. NCBI's taxonomy places the organism in Eukaryota, Metazoa, Chordata, Testudines, Dermochelyidae.